This is a messenger RNA of Dujonia railenensis, 1515 nucleotides long. NCBI's taxonomy places the organism in Eukaryota, Fungi, Ascomycota, Pichiomycetes, Serinales, Debaryomycetaceae. The record is from the annotation of a GenBank genome assembly.
AUGAACACCCACAAGCCCAUUGCCCCGUUCACCUCGAAGGAGCCCAAGUUCUUGGAUAUCAAAUUCAACCAGGACCAGGGGUGCUUUGCCAUUGGCCACGAAUACGGGUUCCAUGUUUACAAUACCGAUCCAAUCGAUUCUAGGGUACAGAGGAACUUCUACAGGGUACCGACGCAGUCACAGACCCUGGGGUCACACUCUCAGGGACCUAGUAACCAGCCUCCUUCCUCCUCCAAUUCCACCGGCAGUGGUAUUGGCCACAUCACUAUGCUCCACAGAACAAACUACUUAGCAUUGGUUGGCGGUGGGAAGCAUCCCAGAUUCUCCAACAACAAGGUUAUCAUUUGGGACGACUUAAAGCGUAAGACUAGUCUCACCUUAGAAUUCUUGAGCCCGGUUCUUCAGGUGUUGCUUUCAAGGAUUAGGAUCAUCGUCGUUCUAAGAAACCAGGUGCUUGUUUACGGAUUCCUGUCUCCUCCAAAGAAAUUUGCCACUUACGAGACCAUUGACAACGAGUUUGGCCUAGCAGACUUGAGCGUGAAUUCUACGACAUUCAGCGACAGCGCUGGAAGUAAUGACAUAACACAGAAGGGAUCAACUUUAUUAUCUUCAGGAACUCCAACUGGCACCUCGAUUGCAUCUCCAAUAAUCCCAGUCCAUGGGUCGUCAUCGUCAAUUUCUUCCUUGACAUCCUCGUCAUCGUCUUCAAUUAGAUCCAAGACCAUUCUUGCCUUCCCCGCAAGAUCUCUUGGCCAGAUACAAUUGGUAGAUGUAUCACCAACAGGACAAGAGAAAAACCUCGUCAGCAUUAUCAAGGCACACAAGUCCCAUAUUCGCUGUCUAACAUUAAAUAGAUUAGGGACAUUGAUUGCAUCGGCCUCUGAAACUGGAACAAUAAUCCGAGUGCACUCUACCCAUAAUACGGCAUUACUCUAUGAGUUCCGCAGAGGACUAGACAGAGCCAUCAUCACUUCUAUGAAGUUUUCUCAUAACGAUUCUAAAUUGGCUGUGUUGUCGGAUAAGAACACCCUUCAUGUAUUUAAUAUAGAACAAGAGGACCACCUGCAACAAAAGCAGCAGGGCCAGCAUUCACAACAACAGCUCCACAACAGUCACCAGCACCAUCAGCCCGUUAACCGCCAGCAUCUUUUCCGAAAGCUACCUAUCCCCAUACCUAAUUAUUUCAAUUCGACAUGGUCUUUCUGUUCCGUGAACAUCAAUAAAUAUCAUGUCGACUUUGUGACAGACAAUACGUUAGCCCAUAACGGCAACCCAUCGGGAUCAGGAUCCACCGAUAGCAAUACCGCGGACAUUGGAGUAUUGGCAUGGUCUGGUAACGACAGUGUGAUAAUAGUAUGGAAAGAAAAGAGAAUAUGGGAAAGAUACGUAAUAAUCGAGAAGGUCAAACCAACUAUAUCAGUGGGAAGCACAGGGUCAAGUGGAAGUGAGAAUAAUACGGAUAAUGUCCAGUGGGAAAUAGUCAGAGAUAGCUGGAAAAGCUUAGAAGUGGAUUAA